Sesamum indicum (sesame) is the source of this 3497-nucleotide messenger RNA. RefSeq names its product AP2-like ethylene-responsive transcription factor ANT. NCBI's taxonomy places the organism in Eukaryota, Viridiplantae, Streptophyta, Magnoliopsida, Lamiales, Pedaliaceae. Gene Ontology annotation, biological process: regulation of DNA-templated transcription. The record is from RefSeq and is a predicted model, not a curated record. Gene Ontology annotation, molecular function: DNA binding; DNA-binding transcription factor activity.
UUUCUCAGGCUGGUGAUGAGGUUUUAGGCUAAAUUUCUCUUUUUUAAGUAAAGAGUUCUCGAUUCUUGAAACUGAAUGAGAAUAUACACAUUGCUGAGGUAGGUGCUGAGCAGAGAUAUAUAUCUAUAUAUAUACUGUAUGUAUUUCACGUAUGUAUGCAACCCCAAGUAAAGAGGGUAAAAAGGAAAAGGGAGGAGGCAGUGCAGGGGUGGAGCGGAGGAAAAGCAAAAGAAGAUGUCUUUCUCAGGCACGGAUCCCAAUGGAAUGCAGGAAGGAUGCCCAGCAUUGCUUGCUGGAACUCAUUCUUUUUGUUUAGUUUAAAGGGCCUUGCUUUGUUCUCUUUAGAAAUCUUUUGAGAGAGAGAGAGAGAGAGAAAAAGCAAAAGAAAGAGACCAUAGAUUCAGCCAUUCAGCAGAGGAUGCGCUUCGGCUAGAUUUUGGUUUAGAUUUCAUACUACUUAAGUCUGCAGCUACAAAACAAAAGAAACCAAGUUCUUUCUAUGGAGGGGGUAGCAAAGGAGAGUUGCCCACAUGAUUAGUUUAUUUGUUUCCAAUCAUUGACUUGCUUUCUUGCAACUAGUAACAAAGGAAACAACAACCAAAAAAAAAAAAAAGAGAAAACUUGCCAACAAAUCUCCAUUUUUAUAUUUUUCUAAGUGAGAAAGAAGAGUUCGUGGUGAAAAAUGAAGUCUAUGGGUGAUAAUCAAAGUAACAGCAACUGGUUGGGUUUCUCUCUUUCUGCUACCAGCAUGGAGGCUUCAGCAGACCACCAUCAUCAAACUCAGCCAUGCUCCAAUGCUGUUUCUGAUGCAGUUCCCUUGAGCUUUUCCUCUAGUUUUAACUAUCCAGGGAUUUACUAUGGGGUUGAAGGUGAAAACUCUGGAUUCUAUUCUCAUUUAACUAUGAUGCCACUCAAGUCUGAUGGUUCAUUGUGCUUAAUGGAAGCUAUCAACAGGUCACAACCACAAGGUAUGGUAACUUCAACGCCCAAACUGGAGGAUUUCUUUGGUGGUGCAACAAUGGGGACCCAUCACUAUGACAGAGGAGGUAUGGCUCUGAGUCUAGACAGCAUGUACUAUAAUCAAAACACUGAAAACCAGACCAACAAUGGCCAAGAUUUUCUAAGCCAUCAUCAAGAAAACCCCAGCCAUCCUCAACUUCAGGUUCAAGAAUACCCACACUAUUCAGCUUUCCGGGGCCAAGAAAUGUUCCAGGCGUCAGAAGAGCAGCAGCCUAAAGAGCCUCAGCUUGCAGAUCGCAGUCUUCAGCUCCCAACAAUGCCUGAAGAUGAAAUGCCUGGCACAAAAAACUGGGUUCAAAGAAACUAUCCAAACGGCCAUGUGUUGGAGCAGAAGAUGGGAAUUUGUAUGGAGGAGAAUGCGGGGGAAACUGGGCCAAUGGGUUCGAUGGGGUAUGGUGAUUUACAGUCUCUGAGCUUAUCAAUGAGCCCUGGUUCCCAGUCAAGCUGCGUGACGGGUUCACAGCACAUUCCGCCCACUAUGGCUGACUGCAUGGGCCUGGAGAAUAAGAAACGGGGCCCCGAAAAGGUUGAUCAGAAGCAGAUUGUUCAUAGGAAGUCUAUUGACACGUUUGGGCAAAGGACCUCUCAGUAUAGAGGAGUUACAAGGCACAGAUGGACAGGCAGGUAUGAAGCCCAUCUAUGGGACAACAGUUGUAAGAAAGAAGGGCAAAGCAGAAAGGGAAGGCAAGUUUACCUAGGGGGGUAUGAUAUGGAAGAAAAGGCUGCAAGGGCAUAUGAUUUGGCAGCACUCAAGUACUGGGGACCUUCAACCCAUAUUAAUUUUCCUUUGGAAAAUUAUCAACAAGAACUUGAAGAUAUGAAGAACAUGAGCAGACAAGAGUAUGUUGCUCAUCUAAGAAGGAAAAGCAGUGGUUUCUCGAGGGGAGCUUCAAUUUACAGAGGAGUAACCAGCAGACAUCAUCAACAUGGACGGUGGCAAGCACGCAUUGGCCGGGUGGCAGGAAACAAGGAUCUUUACCUAGGAACAUUCAGCACCCAGGAAGAAGCUGCUGAAGCGUAUGAUAUAGCUGCUAUCAAGUUUAGGGGUGUAAACGCCGUAACCAACUUUGACAUAUCAAGAUAUGAUGUGGAGCGGAUUAUGGAGAGCAAUGGCCUUCUUUCUGGGGAAAUGGCGAGACGUAGCAAAGACGUCGUUUCAUGCAAUGAAAAUUCACUGAACAAUUAUCCUAAUCCUAGCAAUAACGUUGAACCAAUUCCCCCCAAAGAGAGCAACGGCAACAUGUCAGAUUGGAGAAUGGCGCUUUAUCAGUCUUCUCAUGAGAAACCAGGAGUUGAAGAUUUUAAGCUUGCUAAUUUCACUAAUGGGAUGAUGGGAAUUGAGGCAUUGAACGGAUCUGGUCCGCAAGAUGUGGACGAUCCAGGGAAAAUGGCAACUAACUUGUCAAGUGCAUCUUCACUGGUGACAAGCUUGAGCAGCUCCAGAGAGGGAAGCCCUGAUAAAAACGUCGUCCUCCCUAUGCAGUUUGCUGUGCAGGCUCCUCCAUUGGCGUCCAAGUUUUUUCCCUGCCCAACCAGCAACGGGACGCCUUGGAUCCCAUCUGCCCAAAUGAGGCCUCAAGUGCCACUGUUUUCUGCAUGGACUGAUGCAUCAUAGAUGCAUUCUUGCAAGACUAGUCUUUUGUAUGUACAAAAGAAACAGGAACUGGAGGUGGUCUAACUUUCAUGUGAGGCUUUGGAUAUUGCUGGCAGGAAUCAUGGGUUGAUUUGUAUUGGUGGGGCUGGGGAACUAAUCAUUCCGUCAAGAAGUUGCAAAGUUUUUCAACUAAUCAGUUUGACAGCUUUAAAUGAAAUUAUUAAGGUUUUUAUGGAAUGAUUCUUGCCUACCUGGGACGACCAUUGUCAUGAUUACAUGAUCCUUUUUGUGAUGUGCAACUCUUGGCACCAGCUUGAUUUCACUUGAUUGCGCCAAAGAAAAGAAAGGUUUUCGACAAAAACCUUUGACCACAAAUCCAAAACGCAUUCACAACUGGUUCCAUUUUUCACUCACAUCAUCAUUACCAAAUUCUUGUUGAAUUCCCCAUAAUCAGUUAAAAUUUCCAUUUCCCAACCUCUCAAAAUCUUCUCUUUACAUUCUUGAUUUGGCAUCUCAGACCCGUCCGCCAUUGCCAUGAAAAUUUAAUGAUUGGAAAAGAGAGUCUCCGAUGAUUAAUGCCCAAAUCGCACAUUAAUCUUGUGAAAAAGAAGUGAUUAAUUUAGGAGCAGCAGCAGCCAUAUGAACAGUGGAAUUACAAUGAUGCGUGCGUGAAAGCGCAGCGGGCGCAGGCAUGAAUCUGCAAGAUUUGCCGGCCAAUACACACUACGCUACGCUACAACUACUGGGCUGGUUUCUUCAUUCAUUGCCCCAUCAUUACUACAAACCCCAAUCAAUUGCUGUUUUUCUACAGCUGGGAAUCAUUGGAUUUUUACAUUCUCAGUUCCCUUCCAAGCUUUCCUCAUUCCCCCAAACUCCCACUUCU